Molecule: messenger RNA, 551 nt
Organism: Paramecium sonneborni
Lineage: Eukaryota; Ciliophora; Oligohymenophorea; Peniculida; Parameciidae
Source: the annotation of a GenBank genome assembly
AUGUGUAUUACAUUAAAGAAAAUAUAAAAAUUAGUCAAAAGUGGUUAAAUGAUAGGAGAAGCCUUAGUUCCUUAUUAUAGAUAAAUACUACCUGUUAUGAAUAUGUAUAAAAAUAAAAGAUGUAAUCAUUCAUAAUUUAUUUAGUAAAUAUCGGAGAUAAAAUUGAUUAUGCAUAAAGAAAAAAUGAAAAUCUAUCUGAUCUUAUCUAAGAAACAUUAGAAACACUUGAAAAAAAUGGAGGAGAAGAUGCAUAUAUUAAUAUUAAAUAUAUGAUACCAACAUAUGAAAGUUGUAUGUUUUGAUCGUAUAUAUUCAGCUAAAAAUAAAUUUAAGAUUUUUUUCUCUCUAAAAUCAAUAUAUUUUCAAAGGCCAUGAAAUAUUGAUUACAUUUAUUUAGAGUAGAGUAUAAAAAAUAAGAUAAAAGUUAAUGACUUUGGGCUUCCCUAAAUAUAUUUUUCGCGAAAGAGGAAUAUUGGAUGAUAAAAAGGUACUCACUAUGGCUCCCAUGUGCUCAAUUUAUCCAUAGGAGCUUCUUUUUCAUUGGUGACGUA